Manis javanica (Malayan pangolin) is the source of this 3086-nucleotide messenger RNA. The record is from RefSeq and is a predicted model, not a curated record. Lineage: Eukaryota; Metazoa; Chordata; Mammalia; Pholidota; Manidae.
GCAGGGGAGGUGGGUGGCUCUCCGCUCGAGGCUUCCUGGGGCAGCAAGAUCCUAGGGCCAAUACCCAGAAGGUCACCGAGGGGCCUCAAUUCCUCUGCCCUGUCCCCCUUCACAGCCACCUGGCAUAUUGCAACUGAAUUAGCAGCAGGACAUCAGGUCUGGGGCCUGUGAAUUUUAGGCUAGCAAGGCAGAAAUGCGUGAAUGUUACCAAGGGCCAUCCUGAGUUGUUUUUAUUCAACGUUUUGUCUGUCACUGGACUGGAUGGGACGACUGAGGGCGGGAGGAAGUUGGAGAGACUCCAAAAGACCAGGCCUCCGCCACCCGUGUCUCUAGGAUAGCUGACCUAACUCCUGGGGCUGGGAACGCAGUUCUCAGGUGACUGAAGUCUCUCUCUGAGUGGCUGGGUCAGUUCUCCAUCCUUGCGACAAGAAGGAGGCGCAACCCCAUGACUGCCCUCGCUUGGCCUGGCUCUGGAGCGGUUUCCCACCCGCUGGUAGAAGGGAGCAGCAGAGGGCAGUUCCAAGCAUAGAUGCGUCCCUGUUGGUGCCAGUGUGACAGUCCCCAAGAACAGGCUUCAUCUGGGAGAUGGGAGAGGAGGCCAGACAUGAGCCCAGGACCUGAGAACCUGGAAAAGGUGUGAAGCAGCAUCCCAGGCCAGCGUGGCUGACAGCCAGCCUGUCCCAUUGUGCCGGGCCCUCACUCUCCCGUGUGCAGCCCAGCCGCCCUUCCUGGGCAGCACGGUGAUGCAGAGCCCGACUUGGAGCGGGCCAGCCUGGGCAGCUGCCGAGGACUAUUGCAUCACCAGCCAGCCUCCGGAACGAGAGCCGGAGCGGGACUGGGCGAGUCAGCUGAGUCAGGGCAUGAGGAAGUCCCCCCUGGCAUGGCCUGGAGUUGCGUGGCUGGAGGGCUGCAGCCCCAGCCUGGUCACAGGCUGGUGGGGGCUGGAGCCUCCCUCCCCACCUCUGCAAGGGCCGCUGUGCUAGUGGAGAGCACCGGGCACAAACAGCUCCUCCCACCCUGUCACCUACAAGGGGGACUGCACACCUCCAGAACACCCCUGGGCUGAUCCCUGGCCAGACACUGCAGCGGCAGGCCUGGGUCCUGGCUUCAGCUGGCUGCCCACGAGAGGCCCCCCGGCCCCCGCACAGCGCCAUGUCUGACUAUGAGAAUGAGGACGAGUGCUGGAGCGCCCUGGAGGGCUUCCGGGUGAAGCUCACCUCCGUCCUGGACCCCGCCCGCAUCACACCCUACCUGAGGCAGUGCAAGGUCCUGGGCCCCGACGAUGAGGAGCAAGUGCUCAGCGACCCCACCCUGGUCACCCGCAGGCGGAAAGCAGGUGUGCUCCUGGACAUCCUGCAGCGGACGGGCCACAAGGGCUACGUGGCCUUCCUCGAGAGCCUGGAGCUGUACUACCCACACCUCUACAAGAAGGUCACGGGCAAGGAGCCCGCCCGUGUCUUCUCCAUGAUCAUCGACGCGUCUGGGGAGUCAGGCCUCAUGCAGCUGCUGAUGAGCGAGGUGACCAAGCUGCAGAAGAAGGUGCAGGACCAGACGGUGCUGCUGAGCUCCAUGGACGACCUCGUCAAGGAGCUGCGUGUCAAGGACAGCCUGCUGCGCAAGCACCAGGAGCGCGUGCAGCGGCUCAAGGAGCAGUGGGAGGCCGGCAGCCACGAGCUCAAGCGCUGCAAAGACGAGAACUACGACCUGGCACUGCGCCUGGCCCGCCAGAGCGAGGAGAAGGGUGCCGCGCUCAUGCGGAACCGCGACCUGCAGCUGGAGGUGGACCGGCUGAGGCAUAGCCUCAUGAAGGCGGAGGAGGACUGCACGGUGGAGCGCAGGCACACGCUGAAGCUGAGGCACGCCAUGGAGCAGCGGCCCAGCCAGGAGCUGCUGUGGGAGCUGCAGCAGGAGAAGGCCCUGCUACAGGCCCGCGUGCGGGAGCUGGAGGCCUCCAUGCAGGACGGCAAGCAGGAUGAGGGCAGCCACUACAUCCAGGUGCUGGAGGAGGACUGGCAGCAGGCGCUGCGGGACAACCAGGAACGGGCCAGUACCAUCUUCUCCCUGCGCAAGGAGCUGCGGCGAGGCGAGGCCCAGCGCAUCCGGUGCAUGGAGGAGAAGGAGAUGUUGGAGCUGCAGUGCCUGGCCCUGCGGAAGGACUCCAAGAUGUACAAGGACCGCAUUGAGGCCAUCCUGCAGCAGAUGGAGGAGGUCGCCAUCGAGCGGGACCAGGCCACGGCGGCGCGGGAGGAGCUGCACGCCCAACAGGCGCGCAGCCUUCAGGAGAAGGACCGGCUGCGCAGGCGCGUGCGGGAGCUGGACGAGAAGGCCGACGAGCUGCAGCUGCAGCUCUUCCAGCGUGAGGGCCAGCUGCUGGCCGUGAAGGGCAGGCUCCGGCGGCGGCUGGAGAUACGCGUCCCGAGCUCUGACCUGGAGGACAGCUCACCCAGGAAUUCUCAGGAGCUCUCACCCCCGCAGGACCUAGAGGAGGAUUCCCAGCUCUCGGACAAAGGAGGCCUGGCCAAUGGGGACAGCCUGGAGCAACCCUUUGCAGCUCUUCAAACGGAGCAGCUUUCACUAACCUCCAGGGACUCAGCUUGCAGUCCCAGGGGCAGGGCCAGGGCCUACCAGGGCGCUGGCCAGAGGCUGAGCAUUGCCCCUCUCCAGGACGCAGGUGGGAGCAACAGGGAGGCCCUGGACAGAGAGCAGAGGGAGCGGCGGCGCCUCAAGGAGAGCUUUGAGAACUACCGCAGGAAGCGGGCGCUCAGGAAGGUGCUGCACAGCUCCAUGCAGGGAGAGGUGGACUGGGAGAACACCACCGGCAGCGACAACACCGACACCGAGGGCUCCUAGCAGCCCCUUAGUCCACUGCGUGUGCCGCCGCCGCCGCCGUGGAGGACCUGCAGGCCCAGUGGGGCCGCGUCCCGGGCGCUGGCUGCGCUAGGCCGCCGCCUUCUUGGCGCAUCCUUUCCACGCAGGUGCAACAAUCCGCGACUUCUACUGAAGUGUUCUUUGUAUCUCUGUCUGCAGCAGUAUUAGGGGUGCGGCUUGGUAAAUAAACGGCUGCGGUCCAGGCCUGCCGCACCUGA